AUGCGCGCGCUCGCCCAGCGCGCGCGCGUCGCCGCGCGCGAACCCGUGCGCGCGUGGACGCACCGGCCGCGAUCGCGAUCGACGACGCACGCGAAACGAAAGGGUUUCGCGGAAUUCCUCCGCGUCGGUGGCGUCGACGCCGACGACGCGCGUUCGUGGUACAACGGACGACGCCCGCUGCGACCGGGCGCGCGGACGCCGAUGCGACGCGUGCCGAGUGAAAUCGCGCCCGUGCCGCCGUACGCGCGCGAUGGACACCUCCCGGCGUACGACGACGGGACGUGGCAGCUGGCGACGACGGCGGCGGACCGAGAGGGGAUGCGGGCGGCGGGACGGUUCGCGGCGGAGGUGCUGGACAUGGCGGAGUUGAUGAUCGUCCCUGGGGUGACGACGACGGAUGACAUCGACGUCGCGGUGCACGAGAUGAUCGUCGCGCGCGGGGCGUAUCCGAGUCCGUUGAAUUACGGAGGUUUUCCGAAGAGCGUGUGCACGUCUCUGAACGAAUGCAUCUGUCACGGAAUCCCCGACGAUACGGUGAUCGAGUCUGGGGAUAUUAUUAAUAUCGAUGUCACGGUGUAUCUCAACGGCUAUCACGGCGAUACGUCGAGGACGAUUAUGUGCGGCGAGGUGACGGAUGAGGUGCGAAGGCUGGUGGAGACGACGGAGCGGGCGCUGGACGCCGCGAUCGCGGUGUGCGGGCCGAACGUGCCGGUGCGCAGAAUCGGGGCGACGAUUCACAAGAUUGCGGACGAGGGCAAGUACGGGGUGGUGGAAAAGUUUGUCGGACACGGCGUCGGGAAGGUGUUUCACAGCGGACCGACGGUGAAGCACCAUCGUAACAACGACCCGGGCGAGUUGAAGGUCGGCACCACGUUCACGAUCGAGCCCAUGUUGACCAUCGGAACGACGAGGGACAAGAUGUGGAAGGACGGGUGGACCAGCGUCACCGCGGACGGGAAGUGGACGGCGCAAUGCGAGCACACGCUCCUCGUCACGGAGACGGGCGUGGAGAUUCUCACCGCGUCGCCGCUUCGCGCCCAGCGCGCCGCCGACGCCGCCGCGAAGACCACCGCGUGA
Messenger RNA from Ostreococcus tauri, 1077 nucleotides. Its product is annotated as Peptidase M24, methionine aminopeptidase. The transcript has a single exon. Gene Ontology annotation, molecular function: metalloaminopeptidase activity. The record is from RefSeq and is a predicted model, not a curated record. Lineage: Eukaryota; Viridiplantae; Chlorophyta; Mamiellophyceae; Mamiellales; Bathycoccaceae. Gene Ontology annotation, biological process: proteolysis. The coding region runs from base 1 to 1077 and encodes 358 amino acids.